CUUCCCCAGAAUGCACAGCGCGUUUCCCCCCCAUCGCCAUUCGCCAGACGGCAUUGUAUUGCUGGAGGAAGGCAUAGACUUCGUAAAUGAAAAAUGGGUUGCGAAGACGAAGUCAUGAGAAUUGCUAAAAGAUUAGAUAAAAUGGCAGCAGGGGGGAGUGAUGGGCAAGGCCCAGCACUGGAUCUCCUGAAAAACUUGCAAGAUCUCCCAAUCACACUCGAAGUGUUGCAGAAAACAAGGAUAGGCAUGACCGUGAACUCGCUGCGGAAGUCCAGCAAUGACGACGACGUCAUAACUCUUGCAAAGAGCCUAAUCAAGAGCUGGAAAAGACUUCUUUCUGGCACACAAGGAUCUAAAGGGGACACCAAUAAUGGAGGUAACGGAAACGGAAGCAACGACUCCUCCGUGUCUGGCACUCCAAAGAACACCUCGCAGCCGAGUGCCUCGUCGAAGGCCGCCCCUGCGCCCAGUAAACAACAGCCCAAGCAGCAGCAGAUGAGCUUCCCUGCUGACACUACCAACGCCGUUCGCCUCAAGUGUCGGGAGCUGCUUGUCGCUGCACUCAAACCUCCAGGGAAUGAUGAGGUCGACACAUAUUGCACUCUGGAGGAGCUGAGUGCAAAGAUUGAAGAGUGUAUCUUUGAGGAGUUCAAGGACACCAACAUGAAGUACAAGAACAGAAUCCGAAGUAGGGUCGCAAACCUGAAGGACUCGAAAAAUCCGAACCUGCGUCUCAACGUGCUCUCGGGUGCCAUAGAACCCGACCACAUUGCUAAGAUGACGGCCGAGGAGAUGGCCAGUGAUGACAUGAAACAGCUGCGUCAGAAGCUCACCAAAGAGGCCAUAAAUGACCACCAGAUGGCAGUGACCGGGGGUACAAAAACAGAUCUUCUCAAGUGUGGCAAAUGCAGGAAAUCCAAUUGUACCUAUAACCAGGUACAAACAAGAAGCGCUGAUGAACCGAUGACAACGUUUGUUUACUGCAAUGAGUGUGGACACCGAUGGAAGUUCUGCUGAACAUUGGUCACAACGUAUGACACAGAAUGAAUUUGGAGAUCAUCGUCGUCAAAUAUGUAAAUAAAUUGUGUCGUUGGCAUUAAUAAGACACUGUCAUAUUUCUCUCACUGCCUGCGUUUUCCCCAGAUGCAAUGUCGUCCAAUCCUGGGCACUGCCGUUAGAGGUGUCAAAGUGUCGGAAUGCUGAAUGUCCAUAAAUGUCUAUAUCAGAAAUAGAAUAUCAAUAAACAUAGCCCCGAUUAUCCAUUUAA
This is a messenger RNA of Ornithodoros turicata, 1267 nucleotides long. RefSeq names its product transcription elongation factor A protein 1-like (gene TfIIS). Bases 94 to 1017 code for a protein of 307 amino acids. Gene Ontology annotation, molecular function: zinc ion binding; nucleic acid binding. The transcript is spliced from 9 exons. The record is from RefSeq and is a predicted model, not a curated record. NCBI's taxonomy places the organism in Eukaryota, Metazoa, Arthropoda, Arachnida, Ixodida, Argasidae. Gene Ontology annotation, biological process: transcription elongation by RNA polymerase II; DNA-templated transcription. Gene Ontology annotation, cellular component: nucleus.